CCUGGCUCUCCGCGCGCACUGCUUUAAUCAGACCGGUGCAGCCUGGAGCGUGAGUGGCCAGCUGGGCCUGGAGCAAUGCGAGCGGGCCCCAGCGAGCGGCGGCGGCGGCGAGGCGGCCGAGUGAAAGAGCCCCGGCCGGGAAGUGUGGACGCGUCUCUUCCCAGGCCGGGCCACCUCGCCCGCUCUAGUCCAGCGGAGCCGGAGCGCCUUGGACCAAUCCCCGGUGAUUAUGCAAGGCAGCGGACCAAUCAGCUCCGCCAGCUCAUGAAUAUUUAUGACCUUGGCUGAGUCAAAGCUUUGAAGCGAGUUUUGGGAGCUCCGCAGCAUCAUGCUUAGACUUUUCAAAGAGACAAACUCCAUUUUCUUAUGAAUGGAAAGUGAAAACCCCUGUUCCGCUUAAAUUGGGUUCCUUCCUGUCCUGAGAAACACAGAGACCCCCAAAGGAAAGCAGAAGAGAAAGAGAGACCCACACCCAGACCCCGCGAGAAGAGAUGACCAUGACCACCAUGCCAGAAAGUCUCAACAGCCCCGUGUCGGGCAAGGCGGUGUUUAUGGAGUUUGGGCCGCCCAACCAGCAAAUGUCUCCUUCUCCCAUGUCCCACGGGCACUACUCCAUGCACUGUUUACACUCGGCGGGCCAUUCGCAGCCCGACGGCGCCUACAGCUCAGCCUCGUCUUUCUCCCGACCGCUGGGCUACCCCUAUGUCAACUCGGUCAGCAGCCACGCGUCCAGCCCCUACAUCAGUUCCGUGCAGUCCUACCCGGGCAGCGCCAGCCUCGCCCAGAGCCGCCUAGAGGACCCAGGGGCUGACUCCGAGAAGAGCACGGUGGUGGAAGGCGGUGAAGUGCGCUUCAAUGGCAAAGGGAAAAAGAUCCGCAAACCCAGGACGAUUUACUCCAGUUUGCAGUUGCAGGCUUUGAACCGGAGGUUCCAGCAAACUCAGUAUCUAGCUCUGCCGGAGAGGGCGGAGCUCGCGGCCUCCUUGGGACUUACGCAGACGCAGGUCAAGAUCUGGUUCCAGAAUAAGCGCUCCAAGUUCAAGAAGCUGAUGAAGCAGGGUGGGGCGGCGCUGGAGGGUAACGCGCUGUCCAACGGCCGAGCUCUGUCUGCCGGCUCCCCUCCGGUGCCACCUGGCUGGAACCCCAACUCCUCGUCUGGGAAGGGCUCAGGUGGCAGUGCGGGUUCCUACAUCCCCAGCUACACGUCGUGGUACCCCUCGGCGCACCAAGAAGCUAUGCAGCAACCCCAACUCAUGUGAGAUUGCCCACCUGCACCCGCCAACCUCUUUCCCGUUUCCCCUGGCCCGGGCCCCUCCCGCCUCCCGGUCCAUCCACCCCGUCCGUGUGCCCUGGACCCAGAGAAAGGCCCAGAGGGAAAGAAGAAGGAACAGUGAAGGCAAAAGCAGGACGCCCGUCGCCUCUUUGGAGCCCCAUGAGGCCUCAACCCGCGACUUCCUUGGCGCCACACGCCCUCGCCGGAACCCUGGCCUGGGUCGUGAGGUGACAACAGACCGCGGCCUCAGAGUGCAGGCACAGCCACCCGAGCCAGCCAGAGCAGCAAGAAGAGCCCGCUGAAUCCGAUCCGAGACCCUCAGCUGUGUCGGACUAUCAGGAAAAAAAAAAAAAAAAAAAAGCAAUGUAGAAAAAGCAAAAGCUCUUUUCUGUCCUGUUCGUCUCUUGUCUCCUUUCACUCUGUCUGUGCGCUGAUGAAGUCGAGGUCCUCAUCUGUCUGCCGUCCUCAUUCUGUGGCCUCUGAAAAAAGUCACUAGGUCCGAGGAAGCGUAAUCUACCGGGCAGCCCAGUUCCGGAUACUGGAACUUUUUGUCCUUUCGACCUUUUCCUGGGCCUGCCUAUCCGUCUGUGUAGCUUGUUCAGGAAUUGAGGGAAAUUGGAGGGAGAGGGUUUUAUUUAUUAAGAAAUGGACUUUGCCUGAGGCUGAAUGUUGACCAGUUCUCGGUUUGGGGGCGGCACGAGGAGCAUAUGGUCUAAACGUACUGAUGACUUUAAAUGCGCCCGCGGGGAAAAAUGAAUAAGGAGGACCUGGUGAUUUUUAACUUAUACAGUACCUUUUGUACUUCUCUGGUAUAGAGAGUUUGGAGCCGAAUGAUUUGCAUUUUUUUUUUUUACAUGUCCCUUAUUAUUUUAAAAAGAAAGAAGUGAAGCCAACCCAAUUUCUCUUUUCGAGAAGAAUGCUUAGUCUUCUUGCCUGGACAAGAAGGAAAAUCUGAAUUCCCUCCUUGGGGAGACAGAGAAGACUGAUGGACAGCAGUGAGAAAACAGGCAGUCAUGAGCUAGAGGUCUAAUGCUAGUGGGCUUUAAAGUAAGAGAAAAGCAGCUUUACAACAAUCCCAGAGGCUCCACCACAAAUAAUGCCAGUCACCACCCUAAACGCACAGUCUCCAGUGCAGGAUUUAAUUACUGUACAUAUUGUUGUUGUUGUUAAUUAUUAUUGUUAUUAUUAUUGUUCUGUAAACAUGUUGCACAAGCUUAGCUUUUUUCCGUUCCGUUGUGUGUGGCUGUAAAAUCUGAUGCUUUGUGAAAUGAGAAUCUUGACAUUUGUGAAAUUUGGAAAAUGUGAUCAAUUGAAAUCAACCGUGUUUUGUGUUCUCUAUGUCAAAGUUUAGUUUUAUAUUGAGAAUGUUAACUUAUUGCUUUGUAUCUCGGGAAAAAAAAGGACUUUGUAAAUAAGUUAUAAAGUUUCUUUGAGACAGUAAAAUUAUGGUUUCGAGAAAGA
This is a messenger RNA of Pteropus alecto (black flying fox), 2734 nucleotides long. It is a transcript of the gene DLX1, whose product is annotated as distal-less homeobox 1. The record is from RefSeq and is a predicted model, not a curated record. The transcript is spliced from 4 exons. The coding region runs from base 492 to 1259 and encodes 255 amino acids. Gene Ontology annotation, molecular function: DNA-binding transcription factor activity, RNA polymerase II-specific; RNA polymerase II cis-regulatory region sequence-specific DNA binding. Gene Ontology annotation, biological process: cell differentiation; negative regulation of transcription by RNA polymerase II; embryo development. NCBI's taxonomy places the organism in Eukaryota, Metazoa, Chordata, Mammalia, Chiroptera, Pteropodidae.